This is a messenger RNA of Thyridium curvatum, 2067 nucleotides long. RefSeq lists its product as uncharacterized. Gene Ontology annotation, molecular function: protein binding. The coding region runs from base 1 to 2067 and encodes 688 amino acids. Lineage: Eukaryota; Fungi; Ascomycota; Sordariomycetes; Thyridiales; Thyridiaceae. The record is from RefSeq and is a predicted model, not a curated record. The transcript has 5 exons.
AUGUACCACUGCGCUCUCUGUGGACAGAAUGACGAGUUGAUGAGCCCGAAUCCACAUUCGAGCUACUGUGCAAUCUACAUCAUCUCCGGCGAGCCCAACCGAGUCUACUUCCACGAAUUCAAGCCUGAACAACAAAUCGACGAAUAUCACAUCGUGGUGCCGGGUCGGAAUGAGCCUGGAUACCUUCACCUGCACUAUAUUCCAAUCUCCAACAGGCACGAUAAUCCCGGAGAUCUCUUCUGCCAUGGUUUUGCCUUCCACCAUUAUUGUUGGGCCAUGCUUCUGCAUAUACAACCAGAUAUGCUUAGCCAACUUGUGGUAGUGCACGAGAUACUGUCAUCUUUUCCAAAGUUUGCGUGCGAAAUGCCCCAGCUCGAUAUUGGACACACCUACGGCGGCAAUCUCACUACCUACAUUGACAUGAUCCAUGGCAAGGCGGACGAGACCGCCGAGUUCAGUGGCUCGUACCAACCCGAUCUGAACCGAAUUCGCAGCCUUGUGUCCCUUUUCGGGAAAGACUAUUCUGAGAGCAGGGACGCAUUAGGUCACAUCCCACAGGAUCAAAAGAAGAGGAAGUCGAGAAAGAGAAAACCGAAAAAGACAAAGCCAGCGAAAGACAAAAUCUCCGAGCUACCUGUGGAGCUGCUCCAUAUGAUUCUGUCCCAUUUACCAUCGUCAUCUGUUGUCAGAUUGAUGCAGACCGCAAGAGUCUUCUACAUGGCCGGAUUACCCGAUCGAUUUUGGCAAUCACGGUUCACAGAUGGGUAUGAGUUUGGGCACCUCACCCAGGCGGUGGCGCUCCGGGACAAAUUCCGAGGGUGUUGGAGGUCGGUCUUCAUGGCUGCAAAGAAGAUCCAAAACGACCCACACGUUCUUCUGAGAAAGAAAGUGUAUACAGUGGCGGUGUACCUUGCUGACAUCAUCGAUGCACGAACGAAAAUGCGCAUCUGUCAGGGGGGAAUGAGUCCCCAGAGCCCUGACUACCCAAAGGGCGUUCCCUUCGACAUUCCUGCCUUGAUUGCAAGGCAAAGCUCUAGGGUGCGAGAGGUUUACCUUCAGUCUUCUGGUGAGGAUAGAACAACGGCUAUUCGAUUUGUUGGUCUUCAGACUCCAGUAGUAGCUGUUUUCGUGUCGUUGAUCACGCUCGGCGAUGUGAAGUACGUUGCUGGCCUGCGGAUUGUCGAAGGGAAUGGCAAGUCCCAGACUCUGGGAUACCUAGAUUCAACCCAAGAGAUCUCUAUGAUGACAUUCCAAGAGCCAAUCAUCGGGUUUCGUUUUGCGAUCGACCGAGCAGGGGUGCGAGGUGUAGCUAUGAUCUCAUCGUCGCGUAAAGUGUCACCCUGGGUUGGCGAUUAUUGGAAUCUUGUCAAGACUGAAGGACUGACUAACCCUGGAGAUAAGAUAACAUGGCUGGAAGCAGAGUUUGAUGCUGUCAAGCUCGUGAAACUUUGGAUCUUCUAUGAAUUACGGGAGGCGCCAGAGCAUCUUUUCUUUGAUGAACAUUGCGCUCAUUGGCAUUGGGGCAUACCUGAUCUGGAUCUGGGAUGGAAACGGGGAAGUGGAAGCUCCCCUACCGCUGGACUCGUCUGGAUCAGUCUGGAGAGACCAGACCAUCCAACUCCGUACGCAACGGGCCUGACUGUCUAUUAUGAUAGACGCCCACAGUUGGGGGACGCUGCCGAGCGUAUGAUUCGGCUCGAGGUUCACUUUGGGCGACAGCUUAUUGUCAUCGGGAGGGAAAAUAUCCUUGAUCCUGCUCACAACUUUUGCAGCAGAACCCACUUUUAUAUCAACGGUGCUGCUGGUGAGCGAGUCACAGCACUGGAAGCCUAUUAUUCGAACACUUCCUCUCGUUCCAAUCGUCUCGAGCCACAGGACGAGCCCUACGGCUUCACGAUUUAUACGGACCGCAACAGUUACGACUUUUUUACGCCUUCAGAAGAGCUAAGUAACGAUUCAUUUUGUUCAACUUCCAGCAAAUUUGAGGCCAAGGGCAGUCCCGCGGCGGGCCUCUGUGCAAUCACCAAUAACGGCAUCAUCCAGCACGUGGGUCUUGCUUACAGAUAG